Messenger RNA from Leptonychotes weddellii (Weddell seal), 3379 nucleotides. The record is from RefSeq and is a predicted model, not a curated record. NCBI's taxonomy places the organism in Eukaryota, Metazoa, Chordata, Mammalia, Carnivora, Phocidae.
CUGUGCCGAGUGCCCCCACUCUGUGCUCAUCUGUGCCAAGGCCCCUUGCUCUGUGCUCACCUGUGCCGAGUGCCUCCUGCUCUGUGCUCUCCUGUGCCAAGCUCCCCCAUUCUGCUCACCUGUGCCGAGGCCUCUUGCUCUGUGCCCACCUGUGCCGAGCGCCCCCACUCUGUGCUCACCUGUGCCGAGGCCCCUUGCUCUGUGCUCACCUGUGCCGAGGCCCCUUGCUCUGUGCUCACCUGUGCCGAGUGCCCCCUGCUCUGUGCUCACCUGUGCCGAGCGCCCCCACUCUUCACUCACCUGUGACGAGGCCCCUUGCUCUGUGCUCACCUGUGACGAGUAACUCCCUCUGUGCUCACCUGUGCCAAGGAACAGCCUACCUGCAGUGUCUUGUGAGGCUUAGUGAGAAUCUGAGCCUCAUGCAGCGUUCAUUUCUCUUAAAUUCCAGAGUGAAAAUAACUAAUAAACUAACAAACAUGCGAGAGGAUCCCAUUUCAGAGGAUAAUUGGUUAAUAUUCAACAGCUUCUUUGAAUUUAUGUGGGGAAAACUCAGACCAUUUUGUAUUACUAGACAUCCAUGCAGCUGCUGCCUGGGCUGUACAUGGAAGGCCAUGGUCAGGGACCCCCUGUGGGGCAAGCCCUCGCUUGUCACUGGCUCAGUGGAGUCCCCUCAGAGGCAUUAGACCAUGGAGGUCCAGCUCCGGACCCAAACUCUGGUCCGAUCUCAGCUUGGCUACUUUCUUUCUUGUGCUGGAGCCUCAGUUUCCUCACAGGAACACAGGGCGACCAUCACUGGAGUUGGUUGUUCUGAGGAUGAAAUGAUUGAAAUGUGCAUCCUCACAAGAGCAGAGGCAGUCCACUCCCCGACAGGGGCAGCCUGGCGUUAGCAUCCCACAGCAGCUUCCCUGGUGCAGGGAGAGGCCAAGAGUGGGAGGUUGGCGCUCCAGGCCCGUCUCCUGCAGGGGCAAGUGUGACCAGUGUUGACGUAACCUCUCUGAGCCUUGUUUCCACAGUAGUGAGAAGGUGGGGACUGGAAAGUCGGCCUUCUCUGACAGCUGUUGCCCUCAAGGUAUUGGUGGCCUCUGUGGCCCCGGGAAGCUGGGCAGUGUCCUCGCAGAGUGUCACCUUCAGGGAUCCUCAGAGGGCAACGAUGACACCGAGUGACCGACAGCUGAGGGCCAGCCUCUGCUGGUCAGGGGAAGCAGGAGGACAAGCCCUCCCUCAGUGGUCCCAGAGUGCCAUAAGGACAGAAACACCCAGGGGAUUCAGAAUGGGGGGGGCGUGUGCUAAUUCUGCUCUCAUAGUGGGACAUCAGCCAACCCUGAGGCAGACCUCAUGCGCACCAUGGCCAGAGUGUGUGACUUCGGCACUCUGCAGGCCACAUUUAAUCGGCAUAGCCAUGUCGUGAGGGUGACACUGUGGUGCGUCCCCAUCCUGGGUCCACCUCACAGGUUCAGGACCUCGGCCUUGGAGGAUGCUGCCCGGGCACAGGUGCCUGGCCAGCAGCUCCGUGCGCUCGCGGUGCCCACCCAGAGCCUUCCUCACCUACCAGGAGGCCCUGGCCGCCUUUGGUGGGGAGCCUGAGUGCCCAGGCCCCUGGGCAGGGACCUGGCCAUCCCCAGCAUUCUGGUCCAGCUGAGCCUGCCCUCUGUCGCAGGCAUGGGGCCACAGCAUGCCAUGCAGACCGCCGAGCGGCUCUACACACAAGGUUACAUCAGCUACCCGAGGACUGAGACCACCCACUACCCCGAGAACUUUGACCUGAAGGGCCCUCUGCGGCAGCAGGCCAACCACCCCUACUGGGCCGACACGGUAAAGCGCUUGUUAGCAGAAGGUAUCAAUCGGCCACGGAAGGGCCAUGACGCUGGCGACCAUCCCCCCAUCACCCCCAUGAGGUCUGCCACAGAGGCCGAAUUAGGGAGCGAGGCUUGGCGGCUGUAUGAGUACAUCACCAGACACUUCAUCGCCACGGUUAGCUACGACUGCAGGUAUCUCCAGAGCACCAUUUCCUUCCGAAUCGGGCCCGAGCACUUCACCUGCACAGGGAAAACCGUCAUGUCUCCAGGCUUCACGGAGAUCAUGCCCUGGCAGAGCGUACCACUGGAGGAGAGCCUGCCCACCUGCCAGAGGGGCGAUAUCUUUCCUGUGAGCGAGAUGAAGAUGCUGGAGAAGCAGACGAGCCCGCCCGACUACCUGACGGAGGCUGAGCUCAUCACACUCAUGGAGAAGCACGGCAUCGGGACGGACGCCAGCAUCCCCGUGCACAUCAACAACAUCUGUCAGCGCAACUAUGUCACUGUGGAGAGUGGGCGCCGGCUCAGACCCACCAACCUGGGCAUCGUCCUGGUGCACGGCUACUACAAGAUCGAUGCGGAGCUGGUGCUCCCCACCAUCCGCAGUGCGGUCGAGAAGCAGCUGAACCUGAUCGCCCAGGGCAAGGCCGACUACCGCCAGGUCCUGGGCCACACACUGGACGUCUUCAAGAGGAAGUUCCACUACUUCGUGGACUCUAUCGCCGGCAUGGACGAGCUGAUGGAGGUGUCUUUUUCGCCCCUGGCGGCCACGGGCAAGCCCCUGUCCCGCUGUGGGAAGUGCCACCGGUUCAUGAAGUACAUUCAGGCCAAGCCGAGCCGCCUGCACUGCUCGCACUGUGACGAGACCUACACCCUCCCCCAGAACGGCACCAUCAAGCUCUACAAGGAGCUCCGGUGCCCACUGGAUGACUUCGAGCUGGUCCUGUGGUCAUCGGGCUCUCGGGGCAAGAGCUACCCACUGUGCCCCUACUGCUCCAACCACCCACCCUUCCGAGACAUGAAGAAAGGCAUGGGCUGCAAUGAGUGCACGCACCCCACCUGCCAGCACUCGCUGAGCAUGCUGGGCAUCGGCCAGUGCGUGGAAUGCGAGAGCGGCGUGCUGGUGCUGGACCCCACCUCAGGCCCCAAGUGGAAGGUGGCCUGCAACAAGUGCAAUGUGGUGGCGCACUGCUUCGAGAACGCCUACCGAGUGCGCGUGUCGGCCGACACCUGCGGCAGCUGCGAGGCUGCCCUGCUCGCCGUGGACUUCAACAAGGCCAAGUCCCCGCUCCCGGGCGACGAGACCCAGCACACGGGCUGUGUCUUCUGCGACCCCAUCUUCCAGGAGCUCGUGGAGCUGAAGCACGCGGCCUCCUGCCACCCCAUGCACCGCGGUGGGCCGGGGAGGAGGCAGGGCCGAGGGCGGGCCCGGGGCCGGCGGCCCCCCGGGAAGCCCAGCGCCAGGCGGCCCAAGGACAAGAUGUCAGCCCUGGCUGCCUACUUUGUAUGAUGGCCCCGCAGUCCCUCACCAGGCUCCACCCAGGUGUCCCAUGGGCCAUGGAAAUCAUUAAAAUGCAUUUUGUCUU